Messenger RNA from Mucor mucedo, 1331 nucleotides. RefSeq lists its product as uncharacterized. Lineage: Eukaryota; Fungi; Mucoromycota; Mucoromycetes; Mucorales; Mucoraceae. The transcript is spliced from 3 exons. The record is from RefSeq and is a predicted model, not a curated record. Gene Ontology annotation, molecular function: oxidoreductase activity. The coding region runs from base 21 to 1178 and encodes 385 amino acids.
ACAAAUAAUUCUAUUUAACAAUGCCUCCUACUGCUCAAUUACAAAACUCAACUCAACCUGAUAUCUCUUAUUUGCCUAAUCGUAAGAAUUAUGAAGACCGGGUUGCCUGUCGUUUAGCUCAAGAAGACCUCAAAAAGGACCUCCCUGCAUUCCCUGCCCAAUUGUUCGGACCCAAAGUCUGGAAAGGGUCUGACUACGAAGGAAAGGAAACAGAAUGGAUUUACCAGCUCACUGAAAAAGAACUUUUAGAGAUUGAUGAAGCCACCGAAUGCUUUGACGCUACGGGAAAACCCUUGGGCGAAAUCUCCAAGGAGACCUUUCCUUUGCCCACUUUUGGCGCAAAGAUCAAGAAACUGAUUGAAGACGAUGUACUCGAUGGUCGCGGAUUUAUCGUAGUUCGUGGUAUCAACCCUGAUAAGUAUACCGUUCAUCAAAACAUGAUUGCCUAUACUGGAAUUUGUGCUCACGUCGGUAAGCGUGGUAAACAAGGUCAGCAUGUCAUUAGUCAUAUCCGAGAUAUUUUAACAAAUAAUAAGAACCCUGUUGAUUUCCCUAUCCAAAACGCUUCAUACACGAAUGAUAUUCAAGUUUACCAUACGGAUGCUGGUGAUAUCGUUUCUCUUUAUGCUAUCAAUGCUGGUGAGACUGGCGGAAAGUCCCGUAUUGCUUCUAACUGGACCGUCUACAACGAGCUUGCCAAAACUAGACCUGAUUUAAUUCAUGUCUUGUCCAAGGACUGGCCUCACCAAAUUAAUGAUAGUAAAGACUGUCAUGUCUUGCAUCGUCCUCUUCUUUACUACCUCGAUGAAAAGAUUAUUUUCCAAUACGCUCGUUUCUUCUUCACCGGUUUUGGAGACCACCCCAGACGUGAAGAUAUCCCUCCCAUUAGUGAAGCUCAAGCUGAAGCAUUGGAUGCUCUUCAUUUCACUGCUGAAAAAUUCAAUCUUGGGUUACAGUUCCAGAAAGGCGAUAUGCAAUUCAUCAACAACUUAUCCAUCUUUCAUGCUCGUGAUAGUUACACCGACAGCGAAAAAAACGUACGCCAUCUUCUACGUCAUUGGAUUCAUCCUGAAAACGCUUGGGAACUUCCUUGUCAACUGCAACCUACUUGGGAUAAUCUUUUCUUUAACGAGCGAGAAGAGGUUUUUCCUGAAGGUCCUGCAUUUCGACUCUUUUAAAAAAAGUUUUUUUUUGUCCGGUAGGUUUAUACACAUGCUCUCUUUAUUUUUUUUUCAUUUAAUUCUCAUUGUUUAAAUCAAUCAAUUAAAUUUUUGUUUUUGGGAGCAUGUUCAAUAAAAAUACGGCCUUAUCUGUAAGGAACUAUAUAACCU